AUGAAACUACGAACGGGAGCAGUUCUCACUGAGGAUGUAUUUCUUGGUUAUAAUAUCAGCAACAUUAAUUGGAAUCAUUUUAACUUUUAUAUGUCUAUGAAAUUUGCAAAUACUCAAGAAUUGAAAAUACUAAAUCUUGACGAGAUCAAUUAUUUGGAUGAAAGAAUAAGGAACAUUAUUCGAAAUUAUCUGGAGGACUAUGGAAAAAAGAGGUUUCUCUUCUCGUACAAAAAUCGAUUGAUAAAUGAAGAGCAAUCCAAACUACUUCGUGAAAAAAGGAACUUGAAAAUGAGUUCUGAUAAAAAGGGUGGAGAGAUAAAACUCAAGUCCAGUGAUGGCAAUCUGAUUCCAAGAGAGGAGGUACCUGAGAAGUUAAAAGAGCAGCUAGCUAAGAUUCAAGAAGUGGACCCUUUGUCUAUGAUUUCUCAGACUAUACAAAAUGAGACGUGUUUGGGAACACUUCUACAAAUGCCAGCUUUUAACUGCCCAAUUAAACAUGAUGGAAGAUCAAUUGGCGAUUUUGCCAUUAUGCCCUUAAAAACCAACGCGAGAGGACCAGCCCCAAUAAUAAGCAAUAAAGAAACAGAGGAUAUUGUAGACGUAGUAAUUUCCUAUUUUCGACCCAACGUUUUACAUAAAUUAUACGAAAUUGAGUCUCACUCGGAUAGAACAUUCAUUUAUGGUAUCCUCUACGUUUCAGAAUGCAUUAAAAUAAUCGCCAAACAGAAAGAAAAAUCGAGCGCAGUUAAACAGCUCAAUGCUAAAGCUGUUCAAACAUUUUCUAUUCCUGGCGAUUCGAAGUUUCCUCUUAACUCUGUCUAUAAAGCUCCAAGUAGUUCAGAAAAACAAGAUCUUCGGGAUUAUAUUAUGCAGAUGAGAAUUGAAAUAGGGCAAAGACUUGUGGAUAUUAUUUAUAAAAAUGGACCAAGCGAACCCUCAAAGGUUGGAAGUUUUUGUUAA
Molecule: messenger RNA, 960 nt
Organism: Octopus sinensis (East Asian common octopus)
Lineage: Eukaryota; Metazoa; Mollusca; Cephalopoda; Octopoda; Octopodidae
Exons: 6
Coding region: 1-960 (319 amino acids)
Biological process (GO): Arp2/3 complex-mediated actin nucleation; regulation of actin filament polymerization
Cellular component (GO): cytoskeleton; Arp2/3 protein complex
Molecular function (GO): actin filament binding
Source: RefSeq, a predicted model, not a curated record